AUGUAGUAAAAUUAUAGCUAUACUAAAAUCAAAUGUCUAUUUAAAGGAUAUGCAGGAAAAGUCUAUUUAAUUGAAAAAAAUUCUGAAAAUGAUCCUCCAAAUAUAAAACGUUAACCUUUUGUUCUAAAAAGAUAUUAUAGAAAAGUAAUAAUCUAAUUUCAUAAUAUAGUCAUCAGAUCCUUAAAACCACACAAAUCUAUUAGAAUAUCAAUUCUUAACAUAACUUUAACAUCCUAACAUUAUGAAUAUUAUAGAUGCCUUUACAGAAUAGUAUGAAUACAAAAAAUAUCUAUGUCUCACAAUGGAAUAUAUGACACCUCUUAAUGAAAUCCUUUACAAUUUAUAAGAUUGUUAACUCUAUAUUUUCAAAGAAAUAUGUUAGGCUGUCAAUUAUUUACACAGCAAAAAUAUUUUACAUAGAGAUAUCAAACCUAGCAAUAUUUUUGUUACAAGUGAAGGCAGAGUGAAAUUAGGUGAUUUUGGAAUUUCAACCAAAAUUAAAUAAAUUAUGACACCUUAAAUAUGUACAAAGAAUUAUAGGGCUCCAGAACUAUUCCUAGGAUAAAAGGAAUAUAAUCAUUCUAUUGAUAUUUGGUCUUUAGGUUGCACCCUAAUAGAAUUGUAUACUGGAAGAAUUUUAUUUGAUGGAAGAUCAGAAAUAGAAAUCAUGUCACAAAUUGCAGAUCUCAUAGGAACGAUCAAUGUAUAUAUAGAUUUAUAUAUUAGGAAUAAAAUUGGGAAGGAGUAUCAUAAUUGCCUAUGUUCUUAGAAUUUAUUAAUGAUAAAGAACCUUCAUUAAAAAAGGUUAUUUCAAAAUUACCCUCUUAAAUAGAACCACUUAUUUUAAGUUUACUUUGUCUAAAUCCAAAAGGAAGACCAAAAAUUAAUGAAAUAUUGUUGUUUUUAGAGAAAUUAUAAAUUCCAAAUAAAUACGAAGAACUUUCAUUGAUUGCACAGAACGCUUUGAGAGAUAAGAAAAUAACAUGA
Paramecium sonneborni is the source of this 987-nucleotide messenger RNA. NCBI's taxonomy places the organism in Eukaryota, Ciliophora, Oligohymenophorea, Peniculida, Parameciidae. The record is from the annotation of a GenBank genome assembly.